This is a messenger RNA of Apodemus sylvaticus (European woodmouse), 2688 nucleotides long. RefSeq names its product protocadherin beta-2-like. The transcript has a single exon. Gene Ontology annotation, cellular component: plasma membrane. Gene Ontology annotation, biological process: homophilic cell-cell adhesion. Gene Ontology annotation, molecular function: calcium ion binding. NCBI's taxonomy places the organism in Eukaryota, Metazoa, Chordata, Mammalia, Rodentia, Muridae. The record is from RefSeq and is a predicted model, not a curated record. Bases 122 to 2521 code for a protein of 799 amino acids.
UCUAAGGCAUUCGUUCCGGAAAGUCUUAGGCCUGGGGAUUUUGGACUUGUCCCAUUGUCUGCAAGAUAUUUGCAGAGCGAGCCAGUGACAACGUGAACCACAACUGGGAGAGCAGAAAGUGAUGGAAGCUGGAGAGGAAAUGGAGCAAAUCCUGAAAAAAAGGCAAGUCUUGCUGUUCUUUGUUUUGCUGGGCAUAGCUCAGGCUGGGUCCACCAUUAGGCGCUAUUCGGUGGAGGAGGAAGCAGAGAAUGGUGUUUUUGUGGCAAAUUUGUUAAAGGACCUGGGGCUGGAGGUAGAGGAACUUGCUGCGCGGGGACCACGAGUCAUUUCCAAAGGGAAAAAAUUGAACUUAGAAUUCAAUAGGCAAACAGGAGAUUUGUUGUUAAGGGAGAAACUGGACCGGGAGGAGCUGUGCGGCCCUGCUGAUCCCUGUGUGGUAACUUUCCAGGUAUUACUGGGAAAUCCUUUGCAGAUUUUUCAGGCUGAGCUACAGAUUAGGGACAUAAAUGAUCAUUCUCCCGUUUUUCUGGACAAAGAAAUAAUUUUGAAAAUUUCAGAAAGUACUGCUUCCGGUACCACUUUCCUAAUAGAACGUGCUCAAGACUUAGAUGUAGGAAGCAACGAUCUCCAAACUUACACAAUCAGCCCCAAUUCCUAUUUUCAUCUUAAUCUACAAGACAGCCCUGAUGGCACAGUAUUGCCACAGCUGGUUCUGGAUAAAGUUCUGGAUCGGGAGGAACGAUCUGAAAUCAGAUUAAUACUCACAGCACUAGAUGGUGGGAAUCCACCUAGGUCUGGCACCGUCCAAAUCCUUAUUGAAGUCUUAGACAUCAAUGACAAUGCCCCGGCGUUUUCAAAGCUUCACUAUGAGGUUCAGGUCCCAGAGAACAGUCCUGUUGGAUCCCAGGUUGCUAUUGUCUCUGCUAGGGAUUUAGAUAUUGGGGACUAUGGACAAAUUGCUUACACCUUUUCCCAAGCCUCUGAAGACAUUCGGAAAACGUUUCGAAUGAAUGCAACAUCAGGAGAAAUCCUUUUAGUAAAGACACUGGAUUUUGAAUCCAUCCAGACAUAUACAGUAUAUGUUCAGGCCACCGAUGGUGGGGGACUUUCUGGAAGCAGUGUGGUGUUUGUUCAAGUAUUGGAUUUGAAUGACAACCCUCCAGAACUGACUAUGUCCACAUUUACCAAUCAAAUCCCGGAAAACGCCCCAGAAACCGUAAUUGCUGUAUUCAGUGUUGCAGAUCCUGACUCUGGAGACAAUGGAAAAAUGGUUUGCUCUGUCCAAGAAGAUCUCCCUUUCAUUCUAAAACCCUCAUUUGAGAAUUUGUACACUCUUAUGACAAACACAGCCCUGGAUCGAGAGACCAGAUCACAGUACAACAUCACCAUCACUGUCUCAGACAUGGGCACACCCAGACUCACAACCCAGCACACCAUAAUAGUACAGGUGUCUGACAUCAACGAUAACGUCCCUGCCUUCACCCAAACCUCCUACACCCUGUUCGUCCGCGAGAACAACAGCCCCGCCCUGCACAUAGGCACCAUCAGUGCCACAGACUCAGACUCAGGCUCCAAUGCCCACAUCACCUACUCUCUGCUGCCGCCCCACGACCCGCAGCUGGCUCUUGACUCGCUGGUCUCCAUCAAUGGUGACAACGGGCAGCUGUUUAUGCUCAGGGCGCUCGACUAUGAGGCCCUGCAGGCCUUCGAGUUCCAUGUGGGCGCCACAGACCGAGGCUCUCCUGCACUCAGCAGCCAGGCUCUCGUGCGCGUGGUGGUUGUGGAUGACAAUGACAAUGUGCCCUUCGUGCUCUACCCGAUGCAGAACGCCUCUGCACACUGCACUGAGCUGCUGCCCAGGGCGGCGGAACCUGGAUACCUGGUCACCAAGGUGGUGGCAGUGGACCGCGACUCUGGCCAGAAUGCCUGGCUGUCCUUCCAGCUGCUCAAGGCCACGGAGCCCGGGCUGUUCAGCGUGUGGGCGCACAAUGGCGAGGUGCGCACCACCAGGCUGCUGAGCGAGCGCGAUGUGCCCAAGCACAGGCUGGUGUUGCUGGUCAAGGACAAUGGCGACCCUCCGCGCUCUGCCAGUGUCACACUGCACGUGGUGCUGGUCGAUGGCUUCUCUCAGCCCUACCUGUCUCUGCCAGAGGUGGCGCACGACCCUGCGCAUGAUGAGGACAUGCUAACGCUCUACCUGGUCAUUGCCUUGGCAUCUGUGUCUUCUCUCUUCCUCCUGUCUGUGCUGCUGUUUGUGGGGGUGAGGCUGUGCAGGAGGGCCAGGGCAGCCUCGCUGGGUGACUGCUCUAUGCCUGAAGGCCACUUUCCUGGCCACCUGGUGGAUGCUGGCGGCUCGGGGACCCUGUCCCAGAGUUACCAAUAUGAAGUGUGCCUGACUGGAGACACUGGGACACCAGAUUUCAAAUUCCUGAAACCAAUUAUCCCCACUUUCCUCCUUCAGAGUUCAGAGAGAGAGAAUGAUACAAACCCUAGUUACAGGAAUAGUUUUGAAUUCAAUUAAAUUUGAAAUUUAUUUCAAAUACCUCGGUGAGGAAAUACCAAGUCUAGUCUCAGCUAAAACCUGAAAGACACGAUUGUGCUGCUGUGGCAACUGAAGGUGUCUAUUCUUUGAAAGUAACUGUCUUGCUCCAAUCUUUUGCAUGUUCCUGGCAUUUCUAAAAAAAAAAA